This is a messenger RNA of Momordica charantia (bitter melon), 985 nucleotides long. RefSeq names its product AT-hook motif nuclear-localized protein 23. Lineage: Eukaryota; Viridiplantae; Streptophyta; Magnoliopsida; Cucurbitales; Cucurbitaceae. Gene Ontology annotation, molecular function: DNA-binding transcription factor activity; minor groove of adenine-thymine-rich DNA binding. Gene Ontology annotation, cellular component: nucleus. The record is from RefSeq and is a predicted model, not a curated record.
AUUUUUUUGCCCCCCUGGUUUUUUCCCUGUUCAUCUUUGAGAGUGUUUUAAGUUUCUCUCUCUCUUGUGUUUAAUGGCUGCUUUAAACUUGGGCUCCGCUUCUCACUUUGUUGACCAGCUCCAGCACCGCCCUGAUCUCCACCUAGAGCCGCCGCCGGAUUCCGGCCACUUCAACGGCGGGGGCGAUGUCAUGGUCCGCCGGCCGAGGGGCCGCCCGGCCGGGUCCAAGAACAAGCCGAAGCCGCCUGUGAUCAUCACGCGCGAGAGUGCCAACACGCUCCGAGCUCAUAUCUUGGAGGUCGGUAGCGGCUGCGACGUGUUCGAGGCCGUGGCUGCCUAUGCACGGCGGCGCCAACGGGGGAUCUGCGUGUUGAGUGGGAGUGGGAUAGUGAACAAUGUCAGCUUGCGGCAACCCGCAGCGGCGGGCUCGGUGUUGACACUGCAAGGUCGAUUCGAGAUAUUGUCGUUGUCGGGAUCGUUUCUGCCACCGCCCGCUCCUCCCGGUGCCACCAGUUUGACGAUCUUCUUGGCUGGAGGACAAGGGCAGGUGGUAGGCGGAAAUGUGGUGGGAGCUUUGAUCGCAUCGGGACCGGUCAUUGUCAUAGCUUCGUCGUUUAGCAACGUGGCGUACGAGAGGUUGCCAUUGGAUGAAGAAGAAGAAUUGCCGAUGCAGGCCGGGGCUGGGCCGCAGAGCUCCGGUGGAGGCGGAGACGGCGGCGAUAGCCACAACAACCCUUUUCCCGACGCAUCUUCCGGCCUGCCCUUCCUUAAUCUGCCAAUGAACAUGCCGAAUCAGAACCAAUUUUUCGGUUGAAAAAUUGGAUGAACACUUCAAAUUCAUCUGCAAAUUCACAGGUUUAAUCCCAAUAAUUUUCAGUCAUAAAUCUCUCUCUCUUCUUUCUUAGUCUCCAAUCUCUGCUUGUUUGUGGUGUAAAACUUUGUUAAAUUGUCUGAUUUAAUGUUCAAUUAAUCUUGAUGAUCAAAA